CGCGCGGACCCUCGACGGCGCCCGAUGUGUUAAGGAGACGUACGCGGGCGGAGGUAUGCGCGGCGCGGCGACGGUACCGGUACCGACACCGGCGCCGACGCCGGCAUCCCAGUGCGUGACACCGCAGACGGGCUAUAACUACAUCCUGCACGGCAAUGGCAUCCAGGGUGGCAACGACGGCACCGGUGUCAUCGGCACCGCGAUGGCCGUACACCGCGGCGACGGCAAUCCCGACGGCAGUUUGUCGGUGACGCGUUACGAUCGGUUCACGCCGCCCACGUCUCAUCACUCGCAUCUAAUGGACCUGAGCAGUCCGCCGGAUCAUCACCAACAUCAGCAACAGCAGUCGCAGCAUCAUAAUCUACAGUCCGGUUAUCAUCAUCUGCAUAACCAGGUUGUACAUUACAACGAGUUGGGUCACAUGAUGUUCAAGAAUCCGGAGGAGACGCGGUAUCAUCCUCAUCCCCCUCAUCCUCAGGAUCAUCAACCGGAUUCAAAGAUCAUGCGGGACUUUCAACUAGAGUACGACCGGUCGCUCCACUCGACGGACAACUCGCCCGAGUUCCUGUCGGAUUACAGUAGGGACCACGAGCAGCAGAGCCUGUGCCUGACGCCGUCCUCGCAGAGCGUGUACUCUCCCAGUGGCGUCGACGAGAUGGGUGCCCCCAACUCCGUCCAGUCGGUCCAGGGCCAGACGGGGGCCUAUCAUCAUGUCGACGUGGCAGAAUACAAACCGGACGUGAUCGAGGACGGGCUGGUCGAUCACGUCGCGAGAUACGGCUGUGAACAGGCCGCCGAGCUCGGCCACGUGACCGAGCCGUCGUCGUCGACGACGGCGAAGGGCUACGGGAACAAGGAGGGCGGCAUCAGGACGGGCAGAAGGAAGAGGCGGCACAGCGGCAACAACAACAGCACCAGCAGCGGCAGCAACGGCUGCUGCAACAGCACCGAGUCCGACGGCGAGAGCACGACGGCGGCCUCGACGACGAGGACAAAGGUGCGCCGCAAGAACGACCUGGAGCUUCAGAAUCAGAGAGCGAUGGCAAACGUUCGCGAACGCCAGCGGACGCAGAGCUUGAACGACGCGUUUGCCGCGCUCAGGAAGAUCAUACCGACCUUGCCGAGCGACAAGCUCAGCAAGAUCCAGACGCUCAAGCUCGCCGCCAGAUACAUCGACUUCCUGUACCACGUACUCAGGACCGAAAACAAGUGCGACACAGUGCGUAGAUAUCUCGCAUUCAAGUCGUCAUCUAACACCGAAGGGAUGCUGCAAGCUUGCGCUACACGAGCGCACGUUGCUUGGAGAGAGAAAGAGACGCUCGAGGAUUAUCUCCGUCGGCACUUUCUCCGUGGGGUGGUAGAAAAGUCCGCCCACAAUGCGGUUGCGGCUGCGAGGGAGUUUGCGGCGUCGCCGAGUAACUACUUAGCGAAAGAGAAAAUAUCGUACGCGUUUAGCGUCUGGAGAAUGGAAGGCGAUUGGAACACAACUUCGUAGGAUAUAAGGCUAGAAUAAAAUUACAGGAUAUAUAAAACUUAGAGAAUGGAGCUUCACAGUACGAAGCGCAGUAGAUGCGAGACACACUGCGCGUGAUUCCUGCGAAUUGAAAGUGACCAUAUGAACAAAAAAAAAAGAGAUAACGCUCGCUCGUGCUGUUAGCAUCCGUCAUUCUGCCGCUUGGUUCGCAGCCUGAUUUUUGGAAGGAAAUAUCGAUUCGCGCCCAGGAUGCGACUCACACGGAUAUCAGGAGUGCCAGCUCGCGCCGUGGCUCUCGACGGGCCGGACGAUCCCGCGCGCGGCGGGACCUAACCGUUGUCCCGCGUACUCGGUAUCGCGACUCCGCGGGCGCGAGGUAUAAUAACACGCGCGACGCGUCUCUCUCUCCGGCGCGGCCUUUGAAACCCAAUUCAACGACAGUUAAUUCUGUCCCGGACGAUUCCCGGCGACGCGGCAUCGCUAGCUCGCUCGCUCGCUCGCUCGCUCACUCGCGACAUAACGCAGGCUAAUAAUUCACGUCUUCUCGUCGGACUAUUAACGGCGCGACAACUCGGCCGCCGAUACGCGGCCGCAAAAGCGCGCGCUUAUUAGUCCGUCUCGUGCGUUACGCACCUGCAUCAAUCAACCAAAUUACGUCUCGUAAUCUUUUCCUUUCCAUCUCAAUCCUCCUCGGUUCGAAUAGAUCGACAAUCGAUCGGUUAGUCGUUUCCGGCAACAAGCCACUCGAAUCGAAGAAGCUUCUUUCCCCGAAUUCCCGGAGCCGCCGACUUUACCUCUCGGAGCAAUUUCGUUCCGCGAACGGGAGACGACGGACCGCGGUCGAUCAUCGUCGCGGGGAUUCCCCCGCGUCCAUUUUCCGUUUUGACUACCUCUCGGGAGCGCGUUGCAGCCCGUUAACGGCGGAUUUACGAGCGUUUACCCGGUCUGUCCAAACAAUCUCGGCCCGGCGAUUUAUCGAGUCUCAUAAGCUCGCUCUCUCACGAGCGCGUUUUCCCGCCGCGAAUUUUCGCCGAUAAACCGCCGCGCGUAAACUCCGGCCACUGAACGCGGCGAGUAUCUCUCGUUUUUAUUCGCGAACGUAAAACAUUCGUCCACAUUCUAAGUGUUAUUCCAAUAAUUCGGGUGAUCCGGGAAGAAAUGCAUAUAUCUUCAAUACGCGCCAAUAUCGUACGAGAAACAAGCUUCCGAAAAUCUUCAGGCUUUAUCGACGUCUUCUAUCCUACGAUGGAAAUAUUCCAAACGAUUUUUAACGCAUAUCUUCCUAAGUAAAUUUUCAUCGAAAAGAACAUACCUGUCAACGAAUAAUUUGUCACGUUGAUUCUCGUCUACGAAGAGAUCGCGAUCGCGUAUCCGCAUUUUAAUAAUCCGCCGCUCCUUAAGGAAAUGUGAAAGAGUUAACGAGCAUUUCGGCGCCCAUCGGUCGGGCACAAUAUUAUUUUUUUCUCCCUAGAUGACAGUCGCUCCCCCUCCCCUCUCGUCCGGGACUCCCCUUGUCGCGUAACGCACAUAAAACAGCCGCGCGCCGCGCGCGGCUCCGGUGCUCGCGCGACCGCACCGUGAAUAUUCCGAAUGGCGUUAGUUAUUUUAAACCGGUCAAAGCAAACUUUCGGCCGCGUUUUAAACCGCUUAACGAAGACGCGCCGCGUUGAGAAGCCGUCCUCCCUCUCUUUCCCCCGCGCACCAUCGAGCUUUAUCGCGAAUCUUGGCGAAAAAAAAUCUCGUGACCGAGAGGGAAAGAGAGAGAGAGAGAGAGAGUGAGAGGCGCGCGAUUCGGUCCAGCGGAUCUCGCAUAAACGAGACGUUUGCGUCACGUUAAAAAAAAA
This is a messenger RNA of Wasmannia auropunctata (little fire ant), 3318 nucleotides long. It is a transcript of the gene Twi, whose product is annotated as protein twist. NCBI's taxonomy places the organism in Eukaryota, Metazoa, Arthropoda, Insecta, Hymenoptera, Formicidae. The coding region runs from base 56 to 1495 and encodes 479 amino acids. The transcript is spliced from 4 exons. Gene Ontology annotation, molecular function: RNA polymerase II transcription regulatory region sequence-specific DNA binding; DNA-binding transcription factor activity, RNA polymerase II-specific; protein dimerization activity. Gene Ontology annotation, biological process: developmental process; regulation of transcription by RNA polymerase II. The record is from RefSeq and is a predicted model, not a curated record.